AUGCUGGGGAAGUUACAAGUGGAUCGAGAAGAAAUCAACAUUCCUAUUACCGGAGUAAACAGUGUGCGAUCAAGUGUCCGUCAGAAAGCGAAGGUUGAUGUCCUCUCGAAGCAUAACAAUUUCAAAAUCGAGUUAGAUUGUUUGGUCUCACCGAAGAUAACAGGAAACUUGCCUACUUUCGAGGUGGAUAUGACUUCGUGGAAUAUUCCAAGCGGAAUUCAGCUAGCGGAUCCGGUGUUCUUUCGUCCGGGACAAGUGGACUUGUUGAUCGGAAUGGAAUGGUACGACGACGUAAUCAAGCCUGGUCGACUGAAGCUGUCCGAAGAACUUCCUACGCUCCAGGACUCGCAAUUUGGGUGGUUGGUAGGUGGAAGAUAUUCUAGUGCUUUUAGUGGAAUAAGUGUGAACUCUUGUGUAGCGACACCAUUUGGUGAUCCGCUAAGUGAACUAAUGCAGAAGUUUUGGGACAUUGAAAGUGUAUCCAGUGAAAAUUGUCCGUUGUCGGAAGCCGAACAGUGUGAGAAACAUUUCCAGUCUACGUUUCGUCGACGUGAUGAUGGCCGAUACGUAGUGCAGCUUCCACUAAGGGAUUCAGUAAGUCAGCUUGGAGAUUCUAGAUCGAUGGCACUCCGGAGAUUCUACGCUUUGGAAGCAAAAUUGCAGAAGAACCCGGAGAUAAAGAAGCAAUACGAUGAUUUCCUGGAUGAGUAUGAGCAGCUUGGACAUUGUGUGGAAGUCCGUGAAGUGGAUGAUCCCAUCGGUUUGCAGAAAUGGUAUCUGCCGCACCAUGCAGUGCUAAGGCCAUCGAAUUCAACUACCAAGUGUCGCGUAGUAUUCGAUGGAUCAGCGAAGAUAGGUGGAAUGUCCUUGAAUGAUGCGAUGAUGGUCGGUCCUACAAUCCAACCCGAUUUGCUGACGAUUAUUUUGAAGUUUCGCGUAUUUCGGUACGUGUUAAGCGCUGAUAUAGCUAAAAUGUAUCGGCAAGUGCAGAAAGCAAAAUGCCACACUCCGUUACAACGCAUCUUCUACCGGAAAAAUCCUAGUGAUCCACUUAGAGUGUUGGAAUUACAAACUGUGACCUACGGCACAGCUUCCGCCCCAUUUCUGGCUAUUCGAGCAUUAUACCAACUAGCAAUAGAUGAGGAGGAGUCACAUCCUGGGGCGGCAAUGUUAGUGAAGAAGAUGUUCUACGUCGAUAAUGUAUUAUUCGGCGGCGACGACUUGGAAGAAGUUCGAAGACUUCAAGGAGAAUUGGUUUCCUUGUUGCAGUGUGGAGGUUUCCAUCUACACAAAUGGGCAGCGAACGAUGAGAGACUCCUGGAAAGUGUAUCUGAUGUUGAUCGAGAUAAGUUGGUGAAGAUUGAAGACUCUAGCGCAAAUGAAGUUAUCAAAACCCUUGGAUUAAUGUGGGACCCGAUCGGAGAUGAUUUUCUAUUUCGUGCACAAGCUGACUGUAAAAUUCCAACCCCAACAAAGCGGCAAGUAUUGUCAGUAAUUGCCAGGCUUUUUGAUCCUCUGGGACUGUUGUCACCGGUCAUCGUUUUGGCGAAGACACUAAUGCAAAAACUCUGGAAAAGCAAAAUGGAUUGGGACGAUCAACUAGAUGGAGAGUUACUGAAGGAUUGGACAAAUUUCUUGGAUGCACUACCACUUGCAGAAGACUUCCGGGUUACACGACGUGUUGUUACGAAUGAUGCAGUCAGGCUCGAAAUCCAUGGAUUCUCAGACGCUUCAAACAUGGCCUACGGUGCGUGCGUAUACCUUCGAUCAGUAUUCGAUGAUGGCACCGCUAGUGCGAAGUUGAUUACUAGCAAAUCAAAGGUCUGUCCAAUCACUCCAUUGUCUAUUCCAAGGAAGGAGCUAAUGGCAGCUCUGCUUCUGAAUCGCCUGGUGAAGAAAGUGAUCAACGCAAUGGAAUUGGAAAACGUCCCAGUUAUUCUCUGGUCGGACAGCCAAGUAGUUUUAACAUGGCUGAACAAACCUGUAGACCGCCUUCAGAUAUUCGUGAGAAAUCGUGUCGCAGAGAUAAUCCAGGAAACCAAGAAUGUGUGGAAAUACGUCAGGUCCGCAGACAACCCGGCUGAUAUUGUGUCUCGCGGAAUGUCAGCUAAAAUGCUUUCGAAAAAUGAUUUAUGGUGGAAUGGACCGUAUUUUCUACGCAUCGCAACCUAUGAAGAAGUGACCCCUGCAGUACUGAAAGAUGAAGAAAUUCCAGAAUUGAAGUCAGCAAUAUCUACCAAUAUCGCAACAGUGUAUGAAGAGCUUCCAAUAUUAACGAAAUUUGAAUCUUUUCGAAAAACGCAACGUAUUAUCGCCUUUGUUCUCCGGUUCAUAUCCAACUGUCGUUUGAAGAAAGGUACACGAAGAGCUACAUCAACACCAACGAUUCCGGAGCUACAAAACGCAACUAAGUGCAUCAUCCGUGCGAUCCAACGAAGUGAACUACAAGAUGAAAUCGAUCGCCUACAAUCUGGAGAGCCAUGUAAGCGAAUUGGCAACCUAAAUCCCUUCUUGGAUGACGGAUUAUUAAGAGUUGGAGGUAGAAUUCGUCACUGCAACCUACCUUACGAUGUGAAGCACCAAUGGAUUGUUCCUGCUAAACACCCUGUGACAAGAAAUCUCAUCGUCGCUAUUCAUAGGGAAAAUCUUCAUGCUGGUCCAAAUAGCAUACUCGCAGCUCUAAGAGAACGGUAUUGGAUCCUGAAUGGUAGAUCGACGGUAAGGAAGGUUACGAGAAGUUGUAUCACCUGCUUCAAAUCAAACCCGAAGUUGGCUGAGCAAUUUAUGGGAGACUUGCCCUCCUAUCGAGUCACCGAAGCACCUACAUUCCUAAGAGUUGGAGUGGAUUUUGCCGGACCCAUCUACAUCAAACAAACCGCUAGGAAAGCCGCACCAACGAAAGGAUACAUCUGUGUAUUUGUCUGUAUGGUAUCUAAGGCAAUGCACUUGGAAGUAGUCGAGAACCUCUCGACUGAAGCAUUUUUGGCGGCACUACAAAGAUUUGUUUCCAGAAGAGGAGUUCCUGAAGAGGUAUACAGUGACAAUGGAACCAAUUUCAUGGGAGCGAGAUCGGAACUGCGUGAGCUGUACGAGCUCUUCAAGGCUGACCUCACCAGUGAAAGGCUAUCGCAGUUUUGUCAAAUCAAGGAGAUCAAGCAAACAACAAUUCCACCAAGCGUAGCUCAUUUCGGAGGGUUAUGGGAGGCGGGAGUUAAAAGUGUCAAAUCGGUUAUGAAGAAAGAAGAUAACAUGCCACCGCAGCAAUGGAGACUAGGUAGAAUAAUCAAAAGCUACCCUGGUCCCGAUAAUCUGACUCGCGUCGUAGAUGUCCGUGUGGGGAACAGCAUCUUCAAGCGGCCGAUCCAUAAAUUGGCCCCACUACCCAUUCUAGAGGAAAGUGCUGCAACUACAACAUCACUUCUUUCUCGCACCAUUGAUCAGUUUUUUCGCAACGACCAACAGCAGCAGAAGGAGAAGAAGAUCGAGAAACAGCCCAGCCGAGACCAGCCGCAGCAGAGUCGAACCGACACCGGCAACAGCAUCAGAGCCUAG
Armigeres subalbatus is the source of this 3552-nucleotide messenger RNA. RefSeq lists its product as uncharacterized. Gene Ontology annotation, molecular function: nucleic acid binding. Gene Ontology annotation, biological process: DNA integration. The record is from RefSeq and is a predicted model, not a curated record. The coding region runs from base 1 to 3552 and encodes 1183 amino acids. The transcript is spliced from 3 exons. NCBI's taxonomy places the organism in Eukaryota, Metazoa, Arthropoda, Insecta, Diptera, Culicidae.